UUCCGGUAUAUGAAUAUUGAAAACUCAAGCUGUGCAAGUUGGAUGGAUGGAGGUUGGACUUCUUACUAACUUACUACUUAUUUAGAUCGUCAACUUCUCACGAGGGCAAUGUUCAUUUAACACUACAGGAGGCUUAGACUCAGUAACUUAGACUCUCCAAGAGCUUGAGGAACAGAAAGCCAGAAAUGUUUGAAAUCGUCGUCAAGUUUGGCGGGUACAGUCGCACCGUAGCGGUAGAACCUGCGUGGACCGUCGGACGCUUGAAAAGUGAAAUUGCCCGUUACCAUAGCGAUGAAGAUUUGAAACCAUCCGACAUUGCUGUCAUAUUCUGUGGGAAACAAUUGGAUGAUGGAUUGAAAUUGCAGGACUGUCAGCUGCAAGAAUACAGCACAUUGUUUGCAGCAAGGAAACAAUCGUCAAGGAGAAGGGACAACGAUGCGUUGAGCCAGCUCAAAGCUGAGGCACCACCAGAGGGAGGACAAGAAGGGUAUAGCUCCCUUGAUGCUCACAUCGCUGAUCUUGAACCACAAGGUGAUCAAGAGCUAAUGAAGAAUGAGGCUGCCAGGAGAUUGAAACCCCAGCUCUACGUGUACUGCAAGUCUCCUUGCCGCUCAGUUCAGCCAGGAAAGCUCCGAGUUUGCUGCAGGACAUGCAAGGGGGGAACGUUUGUUGUCCAACAGGAUCCGUCUUGCUGGGAUGACGUCUUGACACCGGUCAAGAUCUCAGGAGCUUGCCAAUCCGACGGAUGUCCAGGAACAAUUGCUGAGUUUUAUUUCAAAUGCGGCACUCAUCCUACUUCCGACAACCACAGAUCUGUUGCUCUGUACCUCAUCAAAUGCAACACAAGGGAUGUAGUCUGCUUCAUCUGUGAAGAUAUUCGCAAUCCAGUGCUGGUCUUUCCUUGUGCGAGCCGUCAUACUGUCUGCCUAGACUGUUUCACAUCCUACUGUCAAGUCAAACUUGAUGAGAGAGGCUUCACAGCCGAUGAAGAGCUGGGCUAUACCUUGCCUUGCCCAGGUGGAUGUCCCGACUCAUUCAUCAAGGAGACCCAUCAUUUCAGGGUGCUGGGUGUAGAGCAGUAUGGCAGAUAUCAGCGAUUUGGAGCAGAGGAAUGUUUGCUGCAAGAUGGCGGCAUACUCUGCCCUUCCCCUGGGUGUGGGGCGGGUCUGGUGCCGGACCCUGGAUCACGUAGAAUUGAGUGUGUCCAACAGGCUGGUCACGGAUGCGGGUUUGUUUUCUGUCGUGAGUGUCGCAAUGCUUACCACCACGGGGACUGCGUCAUGAUGGAGGCAGGACCCGUCAUGGAUGGGGGUGGGGCCACUUUCACCGUGAGGAGCCAGAAAGGGGCGGAGGCACAGUGGGAAUUGAAUCAAAGCCGAGAGACCAUCCAAAAGACGACCAAGCCGUGCCCAAAAUGCAAGGCACCUGUGGAGAAAAAUGGAGGAUGCAUGCACAUGGUGUGCACCGUUCAACAAUGCAAGUUUGAAUGGUGUUGGGUCUGCAGCAUCAAAUGGAACCCUCAGUGUAUGGCUGACCACUGGUUUGAUGUCAACUGAUCUUGGUCGGAUGACCUCUAUGGUAGACAUUAGUAUAUUGUUGUUUUUAGCUCACCUAAGUCGUGUUCCCACACUAGCCAUCUGUCAAACUAUUUUAAGACACAAGGCCAGUUGGAAAGCACAGUAGAAUUGCUCACAAGAAAGCCCGCCCUCUAGCUGCCAAAAUGUGUGAGUUAAUGUCACAGGUGAGGGAAUUUUAGUCAAGCUCUUUCUGACAGUGUGCCUUAACUUGGUUCAUAUUUGUUUGUACUCACUGAAGCAUUGGCAGAAUACUUGUCUCUUGUGGCUUGGUGCACCUGCCAUUUGAAGUUGAUCACACAUGACAACAUUUUAAGAGCUUGAUUGUGCGAUGAAUGAAAUAAUUCAACAAAUGUACAUUAACAGGAAAUUCACAAACUUGUUAUUUUGAAAAACACAAUUUGUAUAAACAAACAUGAAAGAAAUUAAACUUGUCAUAUGAUAAAGAACCAUCCAAGUAUUUGCUUUGUAAUCCUUUUUUGGUUAAACUAUGUAAACAAAAAGUAAAACAAAAAUGCCCAUAUUUAAAACACAGAAAUGAUCAAGUAGAAGCCAAACAGUGAAGAAAAACGAAACAGCAUUCCUCAGAGAUUCCAGCGACCUAUGUAAGUGAAACUGGGCCUAUUAUUGGCUCUCUGCCUCAUGCAGAAGGCACUACAAGCUAUGACACUGGUCAACAGAAGACAAAGAAAUACUUUUCCAACAAUACAAUUGAAUUCUUAAUAAUCAUUCUCCAUAGUAUUCAGCAGUGCUAAAUGUACAUAUCUUAAUUUGUACACUUGUAACACCCUUUACAGCUUUUGUACAUAAAUCCAUUAACGGUGUACCAUUUGUCUGAAUAAUCUUUUCAUUUUAAUAUACAAAACAAAAUUGAACACACCCAUAGUCCUGAAUUAAAUAAUAGAUAAAAAUAAUAUGCUAUGCCUUUAUAUGUCUAUACCUCUUGGUUGUACUUUUUUUCAAGAGUGAAUUAUAAUACUUCUGAAAACUGCAUUAGUAACCCUUAACUUGAUAGCAAAAGGAACAGAAGACCAUGCUGCCUUCUUUCUCAAACCAGAAAUCAGCAUAAUGUGACAAAAUACUUAGCACAUUUACUUACAAAAGGCAACAAAAUAUUAACUGUACAAUUUGAUAUAAUCGCUAUUCUAUGAUCUAUAAUUGCUAUUCUAUGAUCUAUAAUCGCUAUUCUAUGAUCUAUAAUCGCUAUUCUAUGAUCUAUAAUCGCUAUUCUAUGAUCUAUAAUCGCUAUUCUAUGAUCUAUAAUCGCUAUUCUAUUCAUCGCUUAUUCUAUGAAGAAUAAGUGAUGUUAUGAAAUAGAUUUGUGAUGCUGUGAAGUAAAUGCCCAAGACAGUUUAAUUUUCUAAAUUCAUUGAUUUCUUCUUAAAGUACACUGUUCACAGGACUUCCAGCAGAUAGAUCACUAACUGGCAGUACGAGUCAAUUGACAUGAAGUUCUUUUUGAACACGUCUCACCAAAUGUUCUGGUUACACGUAGUUACAGGAGUUGUAUAAAUACACAGAAAGGGUUUUCAUACAGAACCAUACAAAAAUAGAGGCAGUCAUUGCCUGAAUGCUGAAAUUUACCUUGAGGGAGGUGUCUCACAUUUUAUAUUCACAAAUAAUACGGAUUCUUUAAAACAAGAUAAGUAAGCUCACACAAGAAAUUAUAUACAUCCUACAAAUGUAAAGAGCAUUUCCUGGAUUUUUUAUUCUAGUUUACAGCUCUACUGUAAACAGCUUCAAAUUGUGGUGAAGGAAUUAACCACUUCCUGCCGGGGCGCCCGAUUUCAGGCACCGUGUGUUUAUGCGCGAGGCCAGGGUCUCCGAAAAUGGA
Molecule: messenger RNA, 3408 nt
Organism: Acanthaster planci (crown-of-thorns starfish)
Lineage: Eukaryota; Metazoa; Echinodermata; Asteroidea; Valvatida; Acanthasteridae
Gene: prkn
Product: parkin RBR E3 ubiquitin protein ligase
Biological process (GO): protein ubiquitination
Cellular component (GO): cytosol; mitochondrion
Molecular function (GO): zinc ion binding; ubiquitin-protein transferase activity; protein binding
Source: RefSeq, a predicted model, not a curated record